GUCGGGAGUUCGUAAUCCCUUCGCUGGCACACAGGUUCAUAGCAGAGAUGGUGGAUUUUUUUAUUCUGUUCUUUAUAAAGGCAACCAUUGUUUUAAGUAUUAUGCACCUCAGUGGAAUAAAGGACAUCUCAAAAUUUGCCAUGCAUUACAUCAUAGAAGAAAUAGAUGAAGAUACAUCCAUGGAAGAUUUGCAGAAAAUGAUGGUGGUAGCUCUCAUCUACAGGCUAUUAGUCUGCUUCUAUGAGAUAAUCUGUAUCUGGGGAGCGGGUGGAGCAACCCCAGGGAAAUUCUUGCUUGGACUGCGAGUCGUGACGUGUGACACAUCCGUACUCGUUGCGCCCAGCCGCGUGUUGGUCAUUCCGUCCUCUAAUGUCAGCAUGACAACGUCCACAAUACGAGCUUUGAUCAAGAAUUUUUCUAUUGCUUCAUUUUUUCCUGCGUUCAUUACACUGCUGUUUUUCCAGCAUAACAGAACAGCCUAUGAUAUUGUAGCCGGGACUAUUGUGGUAAGAAGAAACGGAGUCAGAUGAUACCAAAAGAUGAUAUUUCCAGACUAGUUUUAAAGACCCCCUCCCACCCCCAGAACUGAAUUUGAGGUGUCUGUGUCUUUUGCCCAAAUGAAAUAGGAACCGACCCAGAAGCUAAAGAAAAUGUUUUGCUGCAGUAUGAUGCCAGCAGGUACCUUCAAAGUAUUGGAGUUUCCAUAAAUGCCAAAGAAGUUUGGGAGAAACAUCAUGUAUUAAAUCUGGAAGUAUUAACCUCCGAUUGACGAGGAAAAAGGUGGCUGUAUUGCAGGAAGGAGCUCUUCUGUUCGUCAGUCUGU
Mesitornis unicolor (brown roatelo) is the source of this 823-nucleotide messenger RNA. It is a transcript of the gene FAM8A1, whose product is annotated as family with sequence similarity 8, member A1. The transcript is spliced from 4 exons. Lineage: Eukaryota; Metazoa; Chordata; Aves; Mesitornithiformes; Mesitornithidae. The record is from RefSeq and is a predicted model, not a curated record. The annotation marks the transcript as partial.